Messenger RNA from Candida albicans SC5314, 699 nucleotides. RefSeq lists its product as uncharacterized. The record is from RefSeq and is a predicted model, not a curated record. Gene Ontology annotation, molecular function: RNA binding; DNA binding. Lineage: Eukaryota; Fungi; Ascomycota; Pichiomycetes; Serinales; Debaryomycetaceae. The transcript has a single exon. Gene Ontology annotation, biological process: regulation of gene expression; maturation of 5.8S rRNA. Gene Ontology annotation, cellular component: nucleolus; exosome (RNase complex). The coding region runs from base 1 to 699 and encodes 232 amino acids.
AUGGAGAACAUAGAGAAUUUGAAAUUAUAUAUAAACUCAUUAUCACAAUCAAUAUCAGCUUAUGAAUCUGCAUUAAGUCCAUUACAAAACAAACAAUUAUCCGACAUGAUUCUAAAUAUCAACACAACAUCAUCAACCACCUCUACCACUUCUACAUCCGAGGAACAACAAAUUCAAAUAUUGAAUAAUUUUGCAUAUAUUUUAAUAUCGACAUUAUUCAGUUAUUUAAAAUCACUUGGAAUUGAUACUGAUUCUCAUCCCAUAAAAAUGGAAUUAUCAAGAAUCAAAUCAUCAAUGAAUCGAUUGAAAAAUAUUAAAAAUGAAAUAAAUGGUGAUACCAAUAAACAAGAAGAAGAGGAAGAAGAAAAGGAAAAAUUAAAGAAACUGAAAGAAUAUUUAUCAAGAACUUUAGGUGUAAGAGAUGUUGGACUGAGUGUUGAUGUUAAAUCAAUGGGCACUUCUGCUAUAAGUAAACAAAAUUUCCAAGGGAAACAUAUAAAAUUUGAUGAUCAUGAUAAUGCAGAUGAAAAGAAGGAUGAUGGUAACAAGAAUGAUUUGAAAAAAUCUAAAAAUAAAAAACCAAAUAGUACUGGUAGUAAAUCUAAUCUGAAACUGAAACUGAAACUAAACGUCAAGGAAUCUAAAAUAACUAAACCAAAAUCAAAUAAAAAAUCAUCUACAAAGAAUAAGAAUAAAUAG